Molecule: messenger RNA, 1632 nt
Organism: Ostrinia nubilalis (European corn borer)
Lineage: Eukaryota; Metazoa; Arthropoda; Insecta; Lepidoptera; Crambidae
Product: very long chain fatty acid elongase 4-like
Exons: 6
Coding region: 107-973 (288 amino acids)
Biological process (GO): fatty acid elongation, polyunsaturated fatty acid; fatty acid elongation, saturated fatty acid; fatty acid elongation, monounsaturated fatty acid
Cellular component (GO): endoplasmic reticulum membrane
Molecular function (GO): fatty acid elongase activity
Source: RefSeq, a predicted model, not a curated record
GCUAAGUUUAGUUUAAUUGAAGUAGUCACAAGGAAAAGGUGGUUUCAUAUAAAUAUUAUUAAUUAGUUCAAUUUUAGUUAGUAUUGGUGAGAUUUGAAGACUCCCCAUGGCGGCGAUUUUGCUAAAAGCAUGGGAAGGGUAUACAUUUUUGUUUGAAGAAUUACCUGAUCCACGCACAAAACCAUGGCUCCUCGUUGCCAAACCCUACCAAGGGCUCAUAAUUCUUGGACUCUACCUCAUGUUUGUCCUGAAUUGGGGCCCCAAAUGGAUGAAAGACCGCCCACCUUUUAACCUUGAUAAAAUAUUAAUAGUAUACAACGGAAUCCAAGUUAUUUGCUGCCUGUACCUAUUCCUUGGUUCAAUAAAUUACUGGCUUUGGGAGUAUCGAUAUCUGUGUGAGCCGGUCGACUUCUCGAAUAGUGCAAAAGCUGUUAGAGCCGCCAAAUUGGUCUACUUGUACUUCAUGCUCAAAGUUAUUGACCUUUUAGACACGGUAUUUUUUGUUCUGCGCAAGAAAUUUAACCAAGUAUCCUUCCUACACGUGUACCAUCAUACUGGGAUGGUGAUGCUUAUAUGGGGAGCUGUAUCCUAUUACCCAGGCGGCCAUGGAACACUCGUUGGUGUCAUCAACUCAUUCGUGCAUGUUGUGAUGUAUUCCUACUACUUACUGACUGUGGCCUACCCGUCUGUUAAGAAAUCUCUAUGGUGGAAGAAGUACAUCACACAACUCCAAAUUGUCCAAUUCUUCUGGUGUGUUGUCCACAUGGGCCUCAUAGUCUUCAAGCCGGACUGCGCCUACCCUCGUUGGAUAGCAGCCGUCUUCCUGCCCCAGAACCUCUUCAUGCUAAUCCUCUUCAUAGACUUCUACAUCAAGACCUAUAUAAAGAAACCCAAAGUCUCGAAUGGUGUCAGUCUAUCCAAUUCAAUUCAAUUGAAUGGUGCUAACGGUGUUAGUAAAGAACAUACUAAUUAGUUAUAAGAAAUAAGUACAUGUUGAAAAUUUUGGAAUGGAUUGUGUCGAGGUAGGAUGGACUUUGAAAUGUAAAUAUAAAUUAAUGGCGGCGCAUGAAAAAAAAAACUGAAAUAGAAGAUUAAAAUCAAGGGAUAAAUCAGUUACCUGUUUAAUAUGUGUACUCAAAUUAGUGACGUAACGCUAUGAGUACGAAAUCUAAUUUGUUAUCUUUUACCUGAGGGCUGAGUGUGAGAUACAUCAAACGUCGGGGCGUCUUCACUAGUGAGCGCGUUAAAAAAAUGUAUGAAAAUUUUAGUUCUUGAACGUUUCCUCUGGGGGCGCUGUAAAAUCCGUCAUACAUUGUCAUUUUUUUACGCGCUCACUAGUCAAGACGUUUGCUGUAAACAGUCUCACACUAAGCCCUCCCAAAAAUGAUAACUAUUUGAAAGAAAGGUAAUGCAGUUUCAUUUAGUUGUUCCACUAAAAAAAAUUAUGCGGUCAUCAGUACAUAAAUGUCUACUAUGGUCAAAAAUAAUUUGAAAAUUCAACAGUUUUAGGACACUGGUUUGUAUAGAUUAUAUUUUUUGAUGUGUUGAGUUUAGGGUUACUGAUAUUUAUUUUAUUUAUUAAUAUUGCGUUGAAUUUAUUCCGAUUUUGAAGAAAUUAAAUUUAGAGCAAGA